AUGUUACAGACAAUUUUCUUUUUCAUCUUUCUUUCUUCUGGCUCCGUGUUCGGACAAGUCAGUUAUUCCAUUUCGGAGGAAAUGUCGGAAGGAUCAGUGGUUGGAAAUAUUGCUCAGGAUUUGGGUUUGAAUGUAAAAAGACUGAAAGCGGGAAAAGCACGAAUGUAUGCAGUGGACAGCAAGGAAUUUAUUGAGCUGAACAAAGACAAAGGUGUGCUUCUCAUCAAAGAAAAAAUAGACAGAGAGUCUCUUUGCGGAAAAAAGACGCCCUGCGCUUUAGAUCUUCAAAUGAUUCUUGAAAACCCAAUUGAACGGUAUACAGUUACCGUCGAAAUCAUCGAUAUAAACGACAAUGCUCCACUCUUUCAGGCGAAAGAGUUUAGGUUUGAAAUUAAUGAGGCAACUGUGACAGGAGCUAGAUUCAUGUUAGACAAAGCCAUAGAUGCGGAUGUCGGUUCUAAUGACCUACAAAGCUACUCUCUCAAACCGACAGAUCAUUUUGUUUUAGAACUAAAAAAACACACAGGUGGCAAAAACGUAGAAAUUGUUUUACAAAAACCCCUUGAUAGAGAAAAGCAAGAACGUUUCACUUUAUUUUUAACAGCAAUAGAUGGGGGGGAUCCAGCUUUGUCUGGUACAGUACAGAUCCACGUUACUGUGCUGGAUGCUAAUGAUAACUCUCCUGUUUUUAUUCAAAAGGUGUAUAAAGCAUCGGUGGUAGAAAACGCACCGAAAGGCUUCGAGGUAGUAACUGUGAGUGCAUCUGAUGCAGAUGAAGGUUCAAACAAGCAGUUAACUUACAUUAUUUUGAACGGAGAAAAAGAUGUAAAAGAUAUAUUUGCUAUAAAUCCUAGUAAUGGAGAAAUUACAUUAAAUGGCGUUCUUGACUAUGAAACGACAAAUACAUACGAACUUGACGUUCAAGCCAGGGACCAAGGGGGGCUCACAGAUUCGUGUAAGAUUAUUAUUAACGUGUUAGACAUAAAUGAUAAUAAACCAUCCAUCACAAUUCUUUCUAUGUCUACUUCAAUAUCAGAAGAAUCCGCUGCUGGCACCGUAGUUGCAAUAAUGAACGUAGGUGAUCCAGAUGCAGGUGCAAAUGGACAAGUUCAGUGUAGUAUUAGUGAAAACGUACACUUUGCUAUUACAUCACCGUCGAAAAACUUCUUCAGUUUGCACACGGAACAAAAACUGGAUAGAGAGAGGGAUCCUGAGUACAACAUCACAGUGACUUGUACUGAUGAGGGCGAUCCAUCACUCUCCAGCACCGCUUCUCUCCGUUUACACAUAUCAGAUGUAAAUGAUAAUGCUCCUUUAUUUGAAAGAAGUAAUUACGAGGCCUAUGUAGUCGAGAACAACACACCAGGACUCUCAAUAUUUACCGUGAAAGCCAGUGACGCCGACUCCAACCAGAAUGCCCACAUUUCUUAUAUUUUAGAAGAUAGCACUGUGAAUGGAAAUCCUGUGUCAUCAUUUGUGUCAGUCAGUGGCGAAAGUGGAGUCAUAACAUCUGUGCGAUCACUUGACUACGAGCAGUUAAAAUACUUCAAAUUUCGCGUAAAAGCGCAGGACGGAGGCUCCCCUCCACUUAGCAGCAACGUGACAGUAAAAAUUAUAAUCCAAGACCAGAAUGAUAAUGUUCCUCAGGUUCUCUACCCGGUACAGGCUGGUGGCUCAACAGUGACUGAGAUUGUUCCUCGUUCAGCAGAUGUUGGAUAUCUUGUGACUAAGAUUGUUGCUGUCGAUGUGGACUCUGGACAGAAUGCCUGGCUCUCCUACAAACUCCAAAAAACAUCAGACAAGGCGCUGUUUGAAGUGGGGCCACAAAAUGGAGAGAUUCGAAUUGUGCGCCAGGUGACUGAUAAAGAUAAUCUGAGACAAAAGCUCAUUGUAGUCGUGGAGGAUAACGGACAGCCAUCUCGUUCAUCUUUAGCUACCAUAAAUGUAGCUUUAGCUGACAAUUUUCCUGAAGUGCUUUCAGAAUUCAAUAAUAUUAUGCACGGCAACAAAUAUAAUGAUGACCUGACGUUUUAUUUAGUUUUAGCACUGGCUGCUGUUUCCUUUCUGUUUAUCACAACUGUAGUAGUUAUAAUAUCAGUAAAAAUCUAUAGGUGGAGACAAUCGCGCAUCUUUUGCCAGUCCAAUCUCCCAGUUAUUCCGUACUAUCAACCCGGUUACGCAGAUACUGGAACUCUGCCUAACAUGUAUAGUUAUGGUGUUUGUAUGACGACUGACUCGAGGAAAAGUGACUGUAAAUAUUCUACACUAGGUGAAAAAAGUUUUUUAACGAUGGACCCGAGGUUUAUAGACACUUACAAGGCUGGAGAAAACAAUCUUUUGGGUGACCUUGAAACUCCAGAAAUGGUAAGCGUAUUAUAUUAGACAUUGUAGAUUCAUUAAUCAGCAAAUGUCAACCUGAGGUUUAUUCCAUCCUCUGAUUGGAUAUUGUCGUAUACAGUACAGGCCAAAAGUUUGGACACACCAGCCAAAAGUUUGGACACACCUUCUCUUCAAUGUUUUUUCUUGAUUAUUUUUAUUUUCUACAUUGUAGAUUAAUACUGAAGACAUCCAAACUAUGAAGAAUUAUGUAGUGAACCAAAAAGUGUUAAACAAACCAGAAUAUGUUUUAUAUUUUACCAACUCUACCUCUGCACAACCCAACUGAUGGUCUCAAACACAUUAAAAAAGCAACAAAUUCCAAAAAUUCACUCUAGACAAGGCACAAACAUUCAUUGAAAACCGUUCCAGGUGGAAACCUAAUAAAGCUGGUUGAGAAAAUUUCAAAGAGUGUGCAAAUCUGUCAUUAAAGCAA
This is a messenger RNA of Trichomycterus rosablanca, 2812 nucleotides long. Its product is annotated as protocadherin gamma-A2-like. Gene Ontology annotation, biological process: homophilic cell-cell adhesion. Gene Ontology annotation, molecular function: calcium ion binding. NCBI's taxonomy places the organism in Eukaryota, Metazoa, Chordata, Actinopteri, Siluriformes, Trichomycteridae. The transcript has a single exon. Gene Ontology annotation, cellular component: plasma membrane. Bases 1 to 2382 code for a protein of 793 amino acids. The record is from RefSeq and is a predicted model, not a curated record.